Messenger RNA from Tachysurus vachellii, 2384 nucleotides. RefSeq names its product STE20 related adaptor alpha (gene strada). Gene Ontology annotation, molecular function: ATP binding; protein kinase activity; protein serine/threonine kinase activator activity. Gene Ontology annotation, biological process: protein phosphorylation. The transcript is spliced from 13 exons. The record is from RefSeq and is a predicted model, not a curated record. NCBI's taxonomy places the organism in Eukaryota, Metazoa, Chordata, Actinopteri, Siluriformes, Bagridae. The coding region runs from base 192 to 1460 and encodes 422 amino acids.
GCGCACUGCAGACUGCAGGACGCAGCUCGGGGGAAGUGACAGCAGGGUAAACAAACGAAAUGAAACGUUUUCUUUUGAAUUAAUCCAUUAUCUCUAGACGAACUCUGAGCAUCCGGAUACUUUCUCUUCCUCAGGUAUAUUGGCAUCGACUGUGAUUUUAAUGGUGUAGACACUCAGCAUAUUUGGGAUCCAUGUCUUUUUUGCGUUGGGUGUCGGAGAAACUCAGUGUGGAGAGUCUGAGGGAUUUGGACUUAUUUGGUGAGCAAGCACAGGCAAGCCCACUCAGGAAAGCCCAUGAGGACAGUCGUCAAUCUCUAAGCUCCCUCCCACACCGGGAAGCAAUGGGAACCUUCUUACCUGACAGCAGUGCCUACGAGCUCCUCACCAGCAUCGGGCACGGUCUGGAAAACCUCAUGACCGUGAACUUGGCUCGAUACAAACCCACCGGAGAACAUGUCACCAUCCGAAGGAUCGAUAUGGAGUCCUGCACCAACGACAUGGUCAAAUACCUGCAGGAAGAAAUCCAUGUCUCGAAGUUGUUCCACCAUCCGAGCAUCCUCCCGUACAAGAGCAUCUUCAUCUCAGAGAAUGAGUUAUGGGUGAUCACGCCAUUCAUGGCCUACGGCUCGGCACGAGAUUUGAUCAACACUCACUUCACACACGGUUUAAGUGAACUGACUAUCGCCUACAUCCUGCUUGGGGUUCUGCGGGCGCUGGAUUACAUUCAUCACAACGGCUAUGUGCACCGGAGUGUGAAGGCUAGUCAUAUCCUGAUCUCAGUGGAUGGACAGGUGUAUCUAUCAGGUCUGAGGAGCAUCUUCAGUCUGAUCCGACACGGUCAGAGAGCUCGCGUGGUGCACGACUUCCCCCAGUACAGUGUCAAAGUGCUGCCCUGGCUCAGCCCCGAGGUGCUACAGCAGAAUCUUCAGGGGUACGAUUUCCGCUCGGACAUCUACAGUCUGGGAAUUACAGCUUGUGAGCUGGCCAAUGGCCACGUGCCCUUUAAAGACAUGCCUGCAACACAGAUGCUGUUGGAGAAGUUAAACGGUACGGUUCCGUGUCUGCUGGACAGCACCACCAUCCCGGCGGAGGAGCUCGGUAUGAAGUCCUCGCGCUCUGGGGCAGACUCCGGGAUCUGCGAGGGCCCCGGGGCCGGUGGGGCGCGGCACACUAACGGAGAGCCGAACCCCUACAGCCGUACGUUCAGCUCACACUUCCACAACUUCGUCGAGCUCUGCCUGCAGAGGGAUCCUGAGAAGAGACCUUAUGCCAGCGCUCUGAUCAGUCACUCCUUCUUCAAGCAGAUAAAGCGGCGUCCGUGUGAGGCUCUGCCCGAGCUCCUGCAUCCCGUCUCGCCGCUCGGCAGCUUCGAGUGCGUGCGACCUCAGGACCCGCCCUCCGCUCUCGCCAGCCUGGAGUCCGGCCUCAGCCACCUGGACGUAGACGACUGGGACUUUUGACAAGAAACCGACGUGGAUCUGACCUCGGGUUGGCCGAUAAAACAGCAUGAUGUCGUCGAUAUCACGAUAAAUUACCAACAUUAGAUUUUUUUUUUAACCAAAUUCUGCACCUGCUUUCAUUUUUACAUCCAUUAGAGCUACUUUGAAAGAGACUUCGUCAACCGUGAAAUCUUCAAGAAUCGUGAUGUGACGAUAUUUUUUCACCCACCUUCAUUAGGACGUGUCGGUUCGUUAACGAGGGUUUAACAGAUCCUGUUCUCCUCUGUUGUUAUUGUUUCCCUCUCGAAGUGUAUGUAUAUAGUUGUUUAUAACAGAAACGGGUUGAAGGAGGACUUUUUUUUUUUUUUUAAACCUCUCACAGAGAAGCCAGCAGCCGCCACCGCAGCCUUGUCUGAACCUGAACGACACGUUCGUGGUGCACGAGUCCGAACACACACACACACACACAUUUUCUUUUUCACAAAGGCAGGUGCUUAGUUUUGUGCUCUCUUACGUUACCGUACAUUGUUCCGUUAUGUUUUUUUGUAGCAUAAACGAGACGCUCUGAAUGUGUAACUGCUCGCGCUGCUUUCAUCUCGUUCACGUAGAUGAAACGAAGCUGCAUGAUCCGACCUUCCGCCGCGUUUAACUCAGAAUGUGAAUUUACAGUCAGUUAUUUGAGAUUCGUAACUCUUUUUUUUUUUCUUCUUCUUCUUUCUCAAACUACCAGCAGAACUUAAGCGAAUAUGCAGGCAGGUGUGGCGGAAACGCAGAAACUCGCCCUUAAGCUCGAUCGUCACGCCGCAUCGUGAAUCUUAUUCCAGUUUCAUUUCGGUUAGCACAAAGCCGUGAUGUCGGAAACUCCGUGCUCACGUGGAGGUUGUUUUUUUUUCUUUUCACAGAUGUUGCAUAAUGAGAUAAAAACAAUAAAGACUGAAAACCUCA